Molecule: messenger RNA, 1132 nt
Organism: Sebastes umbrosus (honeycomb rockfish)
Lineage: Eukaryota; Metazoa; Chordata; Actinopteri; Perciformes; Sebastidae
Gene: cwc15
Product: CWC15 spliceosome associated protein homolog
Exons: 7
Coding region: 117-848 (243 amino acids)
Biological process (GO): mRNA cis splicing, via spliceosome
Cellular component (GO): catalytic step 2 spliceosome
Molecular function (GO): RNA binding
Source: RefSeq, a predicted model, not a curated record
UCCGAGUAUUUUUGAAUGCAUCUUCUCCACACGCAGGUUUCUACAGGAAGUGAUGUCACUCGUUGUAUUGGCUCUUCCGUUUCUCGUGUGCUAGCAGCUCUCAGAGCCAAUCGAAGAUGACUACAGCUGCAAGACCGACAUUUGAGCCGGCGAGAGGAGGGAGGGGAAAAGGAGAGGGUGGAGGUGAUUUGAGUGCCUUGUCCAAGCAGUAUUCCAGUCGAGAUCUUCCGGGUCACACCAAGAUCAAGUACAGGCAACCUACCCAGGAUGCCCCAGAGGAGGUGCGUGCCCGUGAUUUCCGUAGGGAGCUGGAGGAGAGGGAGCGUGUAGUUGCACGUGAAAAGACCAGAGAAAGGGGACCAAGAGAGCACACCACAUCAUCAUCAUCUUCGUCAUCAUCCUCAAAGAGGCCCAGACUGGAUCAGAUCCCAGCAGCCAACCUUGAUGCUGACGACCCUCUCACUGAUGAUGAUGAGGACGAGGACUCUGAGGAGGACAGUGAUGACGACGACACUGCGGCUCUCCUGGCAGAACUGGAGAAGAUCAAGAAGGAGCGGGCUGAAGAGCAAGAACGCAAAGAGCGGGAGCAAAAGGCAGAGGAGGAGAGGAUUCGCAUGGAGAACAUCUUGAGUGGCAAUCCAUUGAUCAAUUUGGCAGGGCAGCAGCAGCAGCAACAGCAGAUGACCCAGACUCAGAAUACCUUCAGAGUCAAGAGAAGGUGGGAUGAUGACGUCGUGUUCAAGAAUUGCGCCAAAGGAGUGGACGAAGCACGUAAGGAGAAACGCUUUGUCAAUGACACACUGCGCUCUGAGUUCCACAAGAAAUUCAUGGAGAAAUAUGUAAAGUAAAGGACUUGGUGUCUGUUAGUUUUAUUGUUUGUUUUUUUAAUUAAUUUCUUUGGUCUCUGCUCUCCUGCUGCCCUCUGUCCCAAGGAUGAUAGAUGGCAAUACAUUCUGUAUUCAAAUGCAUUAGUAUUUGUACAGUCAACACAUAAAAUGUUGUAUAUAAACGAGUAACAUCUUUUGAAUAAAGCUUAUGAAAAGUUGAAUGAAAUUGUUUGAUGUGAACAUCUGAGUCUUUCUGUAGUUUUUUUUAAAUAAUGAAUUUCAAUAAACAAAGACUUAAGACUGUG